Molecule: messenger RNA, 2753 nt
Organism: Phialemonium atrogriseum
Lineage: Eukaryota; Fungi; Ascomycota; Sordariomycetes; Cephalothecales; Cephalothecaceae
Product: PLP-dependent transferase
Exons: 2
Coding region: 330-2339 (669 amino acids)
Biological process (GO): ceramide biosynthetic process; sphingosine biosynthetic process
Cellular component (GO): serine palmitoyltransferase complex
Molecular function (GO): serine C-palmitoyltransferase activity; pyridoxal phosphate binding
Source: RefSeq, a predicted model, not a curated record
UGUUGGCCUGCUGUCCGGUGCUCGUCGCUCGUCAAGGUUGUCGAGCCGGAAACGACCAGAGGCCAUCGCGGCUUCUAUUCCUGGUUUGCGUCUCUGGGUACGCCAAGUUCAAUUGCCCCUUGCAAAAGCGCAACGCGACUCGGCCGAAGUUGAAUCGGGAGCACCGGCACUUCGAGAAGAGCCCACCAACAGACGGUCGUCUUGCCUAAAUCCUACGUAUCUCUCUUGUCACUGCUGGUCUACCUAUUCGCAGUAUCAAUUGACCUUCAGCACGGUCAACCGACAGCUAUGAUCUUGGUUUAGACUGGCUAUAGCUUCCAUCCCUAGACAUGCCCCGCAAGCUUUCAAACCCCUUUUCUUCGCCCUCAAGCAUGCCCCAGUCGGAAAAGUCUGGAGAGCGGAGGCUUUCCCAGUCGAGAGGCAGUCGGCUCACUCAACUAUUCUCCUCGUCGCCCAAGAACAAGGAAUCGCCGUCAGCCCAGCAGACUCUUCAAGCGAUGCAGCAGCAUACGUCCCCGUCGCCCCACAUCACCUCCGCCACCAUAUCGCUACCGUCAAUCUCGCUAUCUACUGCCACCGCGGGGGAGCCCAGUAGCGAUGAGCCUCCAACAACACUCUUCCAGCCGCCAUCUGCCGCCGAGUCUAAGAAACAGCGCCGCAUUGAGGCCCAAUUCGGACCGCUCAUCAGCCCGAACCACAGAUAUGACUGUACGCACCAGGGGGAGAAGCUUGAGCCGCCGGUAGUCGACGAGCCUCCUUACUACUACGUCCUCACUACGUACAUCAGUUAUCUGAUCCUCAUCUUCUUUGGCCAUGCCCGGGACUUCUUUGGCAAGAGAUUCGGCGAUAAGAAGCACUAUCAGAGCCUGAAGGCGGCCAAUGGCUAUGCUCCACUCAACGAUGACUUCGACAACUUCUAUGUUAGACGACUAAAGAGGCGCAUCGAUGACUGUUUCGCCAGGCCGACUACCGGCGUCCCUGGUCGCUAUAUCACCCUGAUAGACCGCAAGUCGCACGACUUCAACCGCACCUACCAGUACCUUGGAACCUAUACCGAGACUCUCAAUAUGAGCUCCUACAACUAUCUGGGCUUCGCCCAGUCCGAAGGGCCAUGUGCGGAUUCUGUUGAACAUUGUGUGGAGAGAUACGGCUUGAGCGCCUGCAGUCCCAGGGCUGAUGCUGGUACUACUGACCUGGCCCUUCAAGUGGAGAGGGAGAUUGCCGACUUUGUCGGCAAACCCGCCGCCAUGGUCUUUUCUAUGGGAUUCGUCACCAACGCCAGCUCAUUCCCGGCUCUCGUGUCCAAGGGCUGUCUGAUCCUCUCUGACGAGCUCAACCACGCCUCUAUCCGGAUCGGUGCGCGUCUUUCUGGCGCUGUCAUCCAGUGCUUUAACCACAAUGACGUGGGACACCUGGAGAAGAAACUACGGGAAGCCAUCUCGCAAGGACAACCACGGACACAUCGGCCGUGGAAGAAGAUCCUGGUCGCCGUGGAAGGACUCUACUCCAUGGAGGGCACCAUGUGCGACCUUCCAGGCAUAGUGGCUCUGAAGAAGAGGUACAAGUUUUCCCUCUUCGUCGACGAGGCCCACAGUGUCGGCGCCGUUGGGUCCAGAGGCCGCGGUGUUUGCGACUACUUUGGCAUAGACCCAGCCGAGGUUGACAUUCUCAUGGGAACCCUCACCAAGUCAUUUGGUGCCAAUGGAGGCUACGUUGCGGCGGAGAAACACAUCAUUGACAAACUCAAGAGCACCAAUGCCGCAACAAUGCUCGGCGAGUCUCCCACCCCGUCUGUGCUGAUGCAGAUUUCGGCCUCUCUCCGGAUUAUAACUGGCGAACUCGCUCCCGGACAGGGAGAGGAGCGUCUGCAGCGGAUUGCCUUCAACUCGCGGUACCUCCGGCUUGGCCUUAAGCGCCUCGGCUUCAUUAUUUACGGUCACGAUGAUUCUCCCAUCAUCCCUCUUCUGCUGUACAAUCCCGGCAAGAUUGCCGCCUUCAGUCACGAGAUGUUGAAGCGGAAGAUCUCAAUCGUUAUUGUCGGCUACCCAGGGACUCCGCUCAUCAGCUCUCGUGCGAGAUUCUGCGUGUCGUCUGCGCACAACAAAGAUGACAUGGACCGUGUCCUGGCAGCCUGUGACGAAGUGGGAGACAUUCUCCAGGUCAAGUUCUCUACUGGAGUUGCUGGUGGCUUAGAACCUCUACCCCCUGGUGUGACACCCGAGACCGAGGCGGAAUGGCGCAAGGCGAAUGGAUUAGAGGGCAUCGUCAAGCCGCCGAGAUGGAAGUUGGAGGACGUCAUUGCGCGGGGCGAGCUUGACGUCAAGGACCGCCUGAGAUAAUAAGGGGUACAAGCACAUACCUAUCCUUGGGUUGCCUGCCGUGUCUACCUCGUACCUACCCAAAUAGCAUAACCCUCCCCAUCCAUUUCCCCCCUUUCCCCUGGGAACCGGCGUUGUAGUAUAUAAUAGAAGGAGAACUUGUGGAGUUGGUGGGAUUGGGGUUUAAUAUGAGAGUGGGUGUAGUUGAAAGCAAUAUAAAUCACUAAAGGAAGUUGCAUCUGUCUUGUGCUUGGCUACAAACUCAACAAAUUCAUGCAUUUCUAUGAACCUACUCUUCGUGGCAUUACAUUGAUUGGAGUGUAGAGUCAGGGGCUCUGCCUCCUGCCCAAGGUAAGACAGCUCGGAUAAAUCUCACAUGGAACCUGCCAGCCAGUCUAGGGGAGAGGCUGGAGGAUUCUUUUUCUUUUCUCUUUU